This is a messenger RNA of Centropristis striata (black sea bass), 3056 nucleotides long. RefSeq names its product receptor (G protein-coupled) activity modifying protein 2 (gene ramp2). The record is from RefSeq and is a predicted model, not a curated record. Gene Ontology annotation, cellular component: cell surface; membrane; signaling receptor complex. NCBI's taxonomy places the organism in Eukaryota, Metazoa, Chordata, Actinopteri, Perciformes, Serranidae. Gene Ontology annotation, molecular function: coreceptor activity. Bases 52 to 669 code for a protein of 205 amino acids. The transcript is spliced from 6 exons. Gene Ontology annotation, biological process: intracellular protein transport; receptor internalization; cellular response to hormone stimulus.
AUAUGUAAUCCCUACCCACCAGGGAAGACGGACAGAGCAUUGUCAGGCAAAAUGACAGCCACUAGUUUCUCACUUAUGUUUUCUGGGUGUUUUGUGACUCUUCUCAUCUGGGCAGGAUGCACGACAGUGGUCUGUCUGGUUAAUGAAAAGUUAGCAGUGAUACCCACCACAACAAUAGGGUAUCCUUCAACAGAGAUGAUGGUUGCCAAUGCCACUCAUGGAAAACCCCCCUUGCCAUUUGCUUGUGGGAAUAAUUCUAACUAUUGUUUGGAGUAUUGCGAAAUCUGUAACGAGUUUUAUCACGCGCCAACAAUGGACUGCCUGUCCACUCUGCUGGAGCAUUUAUGUCUCCCCAAGUUCGUCAACCCAAUGGCAUCAAUGAACAGCACUGACUGGUGCACUUGGGGCAACGUUAGCGGUUUGUAUAGUAACCUAAGCAAUUGCACGGAGGAGAUAUCUGACUGUCUACUGAUCCCAUGGCCCAACCUGCUGGUGGAACAGCUCUUUGUGGACAUUCACUCUAGAUUCUUCAAGGAUUGUCCUACAGAGGAGCUAAGUGACCCACCACCUGCUAUCGUCUUCGCUCUGGUAAUAACUCCCAUCUGCCUGAUCCCUAUCAUGGUUAGCCUCGUAGUGCUCAAGACCAAGAAUGGCGACGGCAGCUCCUGAAAACCCAGAAUCUCGGCUCUGCUCACAAUCACCAAGAAUAUCUUGUUUUUGACCAGCAGCUCUCCCUCCUUUCCCAACCUGAGGACUACAGCUUGUUUACUCACACACUGUGCUUUCAUCUCACCACUGACUUUGCAGAGGACUGUUUUUUUUCCCACGCUUCACAAUUCAGAGGAAUUCUGAGACAUCAACCACAGAGGAAACCUUUUGCAAAGAUGACACGAUUGUGAGUCAUAAUCGGUGGCGUCACAAUGAUUGCGUCUGCUCAAUGACAACCUCCCCGAUGCUUAAAGAGACUUAAUCUGUGUUUGCGUAUUUCUUGUAAUAUACUGUGACAAAAUUUUUAUUUUCAACCACCCCGCUCGAGAUCUGAACAUUUAUCUAUUGGUCGAAUCCAAUUUGCACACAUUAUUCAGAAUAUAGAGCAUGAUUUUUACUGGAGAACCCAGUGUUCAGGGUUAUGAUGACAAAAGCUCUGGAGCUUGCAAAAGUAAGGUUAAAAUAUAUUUGUGACGACUCUUGUGUUGAUGAGAGACAAGGUAAUUUUAUUACUGAACUCCUGGAAUUCUUCUUAUGCAUUUAGUUUUUCCAAACCUUAUUCAACUGUAUGUUUGUUCCUCAGAUAAAGGGCCACUUUCAAAUUGAUCAUCCUGACUAGUUACAGGAGAUCAACACAUUCUCAUACGUUAACAUAAUGAUCACCGUUUUAGACACUUCAUAAAACUAUGCGAAAGAGUCAUAGUUUGUUUAAGUUUAGGUAACAAAACUUCCUAAUUAUGUUUUGGGAAAAAAUACAUGAUAAGGCUUUGGAAGAGAUAGAUAAACAAGUAAAAGAAAUGGAGAUAACUUACAGAAGUGAAGUAGUUACAUAGGUGACAUGGAUGUGGAAGUUAUGUUACGUAACUGUGAAAUGACAGUGUUGACUUUUGGUUUGACUGGAUGAAAAAUCUGUGUUGUGUUUAACUCACCCACCCUAAACCAACAUGAUCUCACAGAAAUCCGUGAAAUAGCCACGGAUUCGCUUAACUUAAAAUCCGUGGAAUAGCCACGGAAUCGCUCAAAUUUCCGUGAAACUGACACGGAUUUCGCUACAAUGCAAGUUAAUGACAGUCAUAUUUUUCUGGCGCGAUCUUCACCACGAAGUGAUUAUGUACAUUCACUGAGUGAAGAUUUAGAAAAUAAAAUGUGAUCAAAAUCCAUUUUUAUGCAGAAACUAAGUCAAAAUAUUGAUUUUUCACUAAAAAUGAGAGAACUGUCCGCCAUGUUUUUUGUUCUGACCGCUGGGACCUUGAAAGUCACGUGACUUGGAACAAACCAAUAGGAACAAAUAUCCAUGGAAUAGCCACGGGAUAUGACUGUCAUUAACUUGCAUUGUAGCGAAAUCUGUGUCAGUUUCACGGAAAUUUGAGCGAUUCCGUGGCUAUUCCACGGAUUUUGAGUUAAGCGAAAUCCGUGGCUAUUUCACGGAUUUCUGUGAGACCAGGUUGCCUAAACAGACCUUGUUGUUCUUUAUACUCCUCUCUUCCACCUUUGCUUUUACAUGACCCUUAGAAUUGUUACAACCACUAGAGGGUGCCUCCCAACAACAAAUGUAAAUAUGAAGGGAUUUAAGCUGCUGUACAAACAACAUGUGUGGUCAUUUUAAGGGGCAGAACUUGCUUAUAUCAAACUUAACUCUGCUUUGAGCCAUUAAUUCGACAAUGUACAGGAUGUACGCAUAGGGCAUGUGCAACCUAAACUGAUUUCAAGCCUAAACUAAAUACAGGUAUGCAUACAGGGUUGAUGUAUGGAAAGGGCCCUCUGCAUGGGUAAAGAAAGGACAGAAACAUGAGUAUAAUGUGAUGCAUGGAUCUGGUUAUGUGAGUCAUAGCGUGUGUAUAAGGUUUGAGGUCAGAGGUUACAGAUGGGACACAAUGAAUGGGUACGCCCAGAAAAAGGGAAUUUCUUUCCUGGUAUUGUCUAUUUUUGAAACCCUUCAGCACCUUCCCCUGUCCAGACAACGACGACAAUCCUCAUGAUCACAUGAUGAGCUAAUUAAAGCAAAGUUUAUCCAACAUCUCCAUCCAGUUCAGACGAACAUAGAGAUGAACAGACAGACAAUUGUCUGCACAAUAUAGCGACAAACACUGAGCAACCACACAAAGACAAAAGUGUUAUCUUGAUUCAUGAUAAUGUGAUUAUGUAUUGUACAGUAUGGAUUGACGAUAAAGCCAUUGUAUGCGCUUUCAGAUUUGGAUCAAAAUGUGUAUUUAUAUAUGUCCGCCAUUGUCAGGACUUAGUAGACCUACUGUACCAUCUGAGAGAACACAUUCUGCCUGCUCUCACACCAUUUACUGUAUUUUAAUAUACUUUUUUCUAUAUUAUAUCGAAUUAAAUCUACAAUUGGA